UGCAGCGAACGGUCACACUGGCGGGCAAUCAAUAAACUUUAUUUUCACAUCAGCCAGUUGGUUUUGUUGGUUCUUUUGUUUAAUUGCAGCUGAGCAAAUUACAUCAUUGCAUAGUUAAAAGCAGUGACAAAAGAACCACGCGACGCCCAUCCGCAUUUGUGAGUCACGAACAUGACCGAUCGUCGCCUGGAAUUGGAAAGCGAACGAUAUGCGACGUUCAUCGAGUGGCCAACAAAUGCGCCCGUCCAGGUUGAAGAUUUGGUGAAAAACGGUUUCUUUGCCACGGGCAAUUGGCUGGAGGCCGAAUGCAACUGGUGUCACAUACGCAUCGAUCACUGGGAGUACGGUGAUCAAGUGAGCGAGCGACAUCGUCGCGCCUCGCCCAUUUGCUCCAUGGUAUUGGCACCUAAUCAUUGUGGAAAUGUGCCCGUGGAGCCAGCAGUCGCCGCUGGACAGAGCAGCGACUGUGAGGGCAACAGCGUCGUGGACGGCGGCAGCACACAGCAGGUUCAAUGCGCUUGCCCGGAUUUGCUGAUCGAAGCGAAUCGUCUGGAAACGUUCAAGGAUUGGCCCAAUCCGAAUAUCACACCACAGGCUUUAGCCAAGGCGGGUUUCUAUUAUCUCAACCAAUCGGAUCAUGUGAGAUGCGUGUGGUGCAAGGGCGUCAUUGCCAAAUGGGAGAAGAACGACAAUGCCUUUGAGGAGCAUCGACGCUUCUUUCCCAAUUGUCCGCGUGUACAAAUGGGUCCGUUGAUUGAGUUCGCUGGCAAGGAUCUGGAGGAGCUGGGCAUACAGCCAACAAAGUUGCCGCAGCGCCCCCAAUUUGCCUGCAUGGAGGCGCGACUGCGCACGUUCAGCGACUGGCCCAUUACAAAUAUCCAGCCCGCUGAGCCACUGGCCCAGGCGGGCUUAUACUAUCAGAAGAUUGACGAUCAGGUGCGUUGCUUUCAUUGCAACAUUGGCUUGCGCUCCUGGCAGAAGGAGGAUGAACCCUGGCAAGAGCACGCCAAAUGGUCGCCAAAAUGCCAAUUUGUGCUGCUCGCCAAGGGACCACAGUAUGUGCAGCAGGUGCGCAAAGCGGCAGCAGCAGCCGCAUCGCCAACGGCUGCCACAGCGCCACAAUUACCCGUUAGCAUUGGCAGCGCCAUGUGCGCGCCGCCCGCCUGUGAGGCUCUGGCACUCGGCAUAGAUGUGGGCAUUGUGCGCAGCACCAUUGCCCGAAAGCUGUCCAGUUCGGGCUGUGCCUACGAUACGCUCGACGAUCUGUUGCAUGCCAUAUUUGAUGAUGCAGGCGGCACCAGUGCCGCACUGGAAGUUACCGAGCCAUCAGCGCCCAUUGACUGUUCGGCCACCACGAGUAAAGCGGCAGCACUGGAGCCACCCAAGCCAGCGGUGGUUGAAGCUGCUGCUGCAGUGGAGCCUGCUGCAGUGAACAGUUCAAGUCCCAAUGGCAAUCUGUCGCUCGAGGAGGAGAAUCGCCUGUUAAAGGAUGCGCGCCUGUGCAAGGUGUGUCUGGACGAGGAUGUCGGUAUUGUUUUCCUGCCCUGCGGACAUUUGGCCACCUGUAACAAUUGCGCGCCCAGCGUCUCCAAAUGUCCCAUGUGUCGUGCGGAUAUUAAAGGAUUUGUGCGCACCUUUCUCUCUUGAAGCAAUGUCCUUAAUUGAAAGACCCUAGCAUAAUUCAUGUCUACUAUGUACUUGUAACGCCCAAGCAACCGUUCGGGAUGGUGGUGGGCGUGGCUAUCAGCUAUCAGCUGUUUAUCGUUUGCUAACUGGUAGUUAACGCACUUGAAAUGUUCAUUGUUUCUGUGCAUCAAAUGUGUAAGCGUAUUGUGUGAGCUUUUAUUUAAAAGAAAUCAUCUCAACUGUUUAGAAUACCCUAGCAGCACAGCUAUGACUAACGGAACAUAUAUAGAUCGAAAUGGGCUUAUUGAUUUUAAAACAUUGAACCCUAUUAAAUAUUUACAAAUGUCACGAACAGCCAAAAUUCUAUUGUUAUUCUUAGACAUAGUUCGUUAGUUCGCCCAGUUUCUAUUUUCAUAUCAUUUACAAGCUAGUUGAAACAUAUACUUAACAUGCUGUUUGCCUGCAAGGGUAUUUAUAGAGUUCGGCUGCACGAAUUCACCACAGCUGUCUAUUUCUUGUUAAUCAUUGUGUUAUUAGUCCGCUGAUUUAUUGCAGUACACCAAAAUGGAACAACAAUAAUAAAUAAAUAUAUAUAUAAAUGUUAAA
Messenger RNA from Drosophila virilis, 2232 nucleotides. It is a transcript of the gene Diap2, whose product is annotated as Death-associated inhibitor of apoptosis 2. Gene Ontology annotation, molecular function: ubiquitin protein ligase activity; cysteine-type endopeptidase inhibitor activity involved in apoptotic process. Lineage: Eukaryota; Metazoa; Arthropoda; Insecta; Diptera; Drosophilidae. Gene Ontology annotation, cellular component: cytoplasm; nucleus. The record is from RefSeq and is a predicted model, not a curated record. Gene Ontology annotation, biological process: positive regulation of protein ubiquitination; negative regulation of apoptotic process; regulation of cell cycle.